AUGCCACCGCGAAAGAUCGCGCCGAGGCCAACUGCGAACACUCCUCCGCCACCUUUGCCGUUGCCUCCACCGAACAGCCCAUCGUCGGCUUCUCAGAGCAGUUCGCCGCCUGCUUCCACAAACACAUCAUCUCCACCACCACCAACAACAACACCACCACCACCUCUGAGCCUUCGAAUCGAUGUGAACGAGCCACGACAAAAACUCACAGCGCAGACUCACGAACCCGCCAGCAAAACACAGGUACAAUUGAUACAGAAAUACGCCAAAGCUCUCAGAGACAAACCACCGAAUUCUGCUGAGAUCUAUUUCUUCUGGUUGGUGAUGGAUCGAUGGCGAAACCGAUUGGCUCCGCCAUUGGUCAACGGCCUUAAACAUCAUUGGCACGACCUCUCGAAUGACGACGAACUUUCGGUCGCAGAGAAGAUAUUCCACCUUGCUAUAACGCCAAACGCAAUCACGACCUGCGUCCACCACCUGAUUGGUAAUAUAGUGCGGUCCUACGGUGGGACGAAAGACGGAAAUACGACCAGGUUCUGCGAAGACUUGGCGAGCGAAAUCGACGACUUGCAUUACCAGCGCUACAAGGAAGAACUGCUGCGAUGUGCCUGUGAAAAUUGCGACGACGUUGUGAAGUUCGACGAAAGUUACUCGAGCUAUUACGAAGGCCUGGAGUCGGACGACCACGAACGGCAGCCAGUGUUAUUGAAGGACAGACCGAUGCACUGCGAAAGCACCGAACUGUAUGCGCAAACCCUGCGUACACAAUUCGCCGGGCUAAGCAGCUCCAAUUUACAACGAUGGUUUUAUUUCGCCAACACCACCCCGCUGUUCAGUGUCCCUACCCUCGCUAUGGCGCCACCGACGACUGUAUUGACGUCGACCCUGAAAUACCUUGAACCAUAUCUCCGCGAGAGGGGGUUACAAGAUCCGCUGCCGACAUCAUGGUCAAUCCCGGCGGCAGACUGCACCAAAGGUCGCUUGAUCCGCGUCGAGAAAUCCUCCGUUCACCUAUAUGAUGGCGACUCCUGCGAGAUCUCGCUUACGGUGGACAGCGAGCCCGAGCUGCUUCGAUUGGCGACGCACAAUCACGGCGAGUCGAUCAGAGUUCGAAUGCUUAAUUCGGACAGCCCGGAGACCGAGUAUUCUUUCAGCAUAUACAAACAGGCUGAAAACUCCACCGAAAUGUCUCUGUUCCUCACACGCCACGUCGGCAUCGAAUGCAUGCGGGCUGCAAGGAGCUUGCUGUUCGCCGCUCAAGAAGUUUACCUGCAAGUUUACAUUGAAGAGGGAAUCGCGGUGCCAACUGACCACCAUGGCCGCAGGCUCCUAAAUAUCUUCGCCAAAGGCCAGGACGGAAAGAUUCGCAACUUCGCAGAGAGUCUGGCGAGUAGCGGACACACCAUGUCCUUCUACACGACCGGUGUAGAAGCAGCGAUCGACGCUUCAAUGCGAGAAGCCAUCGCCGACAAGAGGGGCAUUUUCAAUCUGCCGGACGAGGCCUUCACCUAUCCAUUCAGACCGUGGGACAUUCGCAGAAUUGGCAGGAAAAACGAUCACGACCGCGUCUACCAAGACAAACGGGAAAUUCUUAAUGCCCCAAUCGACCCCGGGACAGCUUGGAGACCAGACGAAAAGGUUUCCGCUGCUCAUGGUGGCGACGAAAUGACCGGCGGGAUUCCAGAGAGUGAAACCACCGACCAAUUUUUCCUCCAGCUGGUUCCAUGCACGCUCUUUUGGGAGAGUAAAUGCUACGUGGGAAAAAGCAACAUCCCUGGUGCUGGCCGUGGUCUCUUCCUGAAACCGCACAAAGCGAUACCCAAAGAUGCGCACCUGUGCGUGUACGCCGAAAAGAGCACGAGCCUGGAGGAUGUAGAAAAGAGUAAAAGUUCUCGUGUGUACCUGAUCACCACCUCGAGAAAAUGUCUGCACUUCGACGCGGAGAGAGAACGACCGAAUAAUCUUGGGAGAUUUGCUAACCAGCCGGGCGUGUCGCAAGCGUUCGCCCAGAUAAAGGCGAUCUCAGCGAAAGACCAGCCAGAAAUGUCAGCUGACAACUGGAUCGCGAUCGAAAACGAACUUAACGAACAGUGCAACGCGGUAUUUCACGUCAAAGGUGAUCAGCUGGUGCUCAGGACGAAACAUCGAUUCCCAUCGUCGUACGAGCCAACAGAGGUAUUCGUGAAUUACGGCAGCUUGCGACAAUACUGGAUUCCCUUGCUCUUGGACGACGAGCACAAUAAGGAACUACCAGCGAAUAUGAUAGAGAUCGCCAAAUGGCUGGUGUACAGCGAGGAUUGUAACUGGUCCACACAACAUCGUAAGGAGUGGAGUGGCGCUGCUUGACUGAUUCGAGAAAACAUUGCACGGUUAGUUCUGUUGAGAAGAGCUUUGAUCAUAUGCAUGUUGUACAUAGUAUAGGUACACUGUAAUGUAUUUUCAACAAAUUGAGACCCGGUUUCCUAAAAUAUUUGUGUGUGUAUAUAGAACCCAUCAUUGUAACUAAGUUUAAUUUCAACUCAGUUUGAAUUUUUCGUUUUGUUGAUUGAAAGCCAUUCGCUGGACUUCAUUUAGUAAUUAGUAAUCAUCUUCAAAUUAAUUUACAUGUACAGAUUUUAAAUAGUGACACUCUUCACGAACACUCUACGGAUAUAACGUUAUUAAUUAUAACGUAAUUAUUUAAGCAUUGAAUGAUUAAAACAUAUUAUAAUAACAAAUAUACAGUUCAAA
Dendronephthya gigantea is the source of this 2730-nucleotide messenger RNA. RefSeq lists its product as uncharacterized. The transcript has 2 exons. Gene Ontology annotation, molecular function: protein binding. NCBI's taxonomy places the organism in Eukaryota, Metazoa, Cnidaria, Anthozoa, Malacalcyonacea, Nephtheidae. The record is from RefSeq and is a predicted model, not a curated record. The coding region runs from base 1 to 2346 and encodes 781 amino acids.